UGAUCACGUACUGGCCGGCGCACAUGUGUUAGGAUGGAGGGCGGUGUAAUUCGCUACUGAAGAACGUUUACACGGCGGCGAAUCCACGAAAUGCGAGGACAUUCACGCCUCAUGGAUCUGCCUUAACAUACCGACCAACUCUGGGCGAAGAUGUGGUGGGAUGAAUCCAGGCAUUAAGUAUUGGAGUGCGUUAAAGCUGGCAUUGAGUCUACUCUGGCAUUCACCAAUAUUUUUCUAAAAGGUCUUUGAAACUAUCAGCCAUGAAGAGCACCAGAACCAGGAAGAAACCUAAGCAAAAAAAAAAGACCAAUAAGCGCGAAAGUGAGGUGGGCCAGAUAAUGGCAGAUGAGACUCGGCAAUUGGUUACAUUUUCUAACUAUCCAAAUAUGAAAAAAGAAAAUUUGGAACACAGGAGCUGGAAUGUAACAAGUCUUCCUGGCACAAAACUUAUAUCUGAAGACGGAAUUGACCCACCAGUCUCCGGAAGCUGCAAUAUUGACAGUGGGAUUUGCUCUGAGGCCAGUCCUCCCUCCAGCGGACGGAGUUCACCAAGCAUUAGUCCAAACACCACUGUUGUGGUUUCCCUGGAUUGUGAAAUGGUCGGGACUGGGGCAGGGGGCUGCUGCGAUGAGUUGGCCCGAUGCAGCAUCCUGGAAUACCAUGGAAAUAUCCUCUAUGACAAUUACAUCAAACCCUGUCAACCCAUCACAGAUUACCGGACACGCUGGAGCGGCAUCCAGAAACAUCACCUAUCCAGCGCGGUGCCCUUUACUGAGGCUAGGAACGAGAUUCUGAGCAUCCUUGAUCAAAAGGUGAUUGUGGGACACGGGGUCUACAAUGAUUUUAAGGUGUUGGGCAUGAUGCAUCCCGCCCAUAUGGUCAGGGACACAAGUGCAGCGCCUCUCCUAACUAAACUUGCAGGCCUGACCCAUCAUCGGCCCGUCUCUCUGAAAACCCUGACUAGUAAGCUGCUCCACAGAAAAAUACAGAGCAGUGGUCUCAGACUUCAGCUGAAAACAUGCAGUCAUUUAGCAUGCCAGUCUUCAGCAGAUUGCACACAGAGCAAAAAGUCCCUCAUUUCAGUGCGGCGUUCAUGAGUCAUUUGGAUGGAACCCAGAGUGGACUUAAAUAAAGUGGAGCGGUGGUGUUCGUUGACUAAACGAAACAGGAGCACGACACUGCACAACAGUUAAUAGAGGCGUCGCAUGUGAACAAACAGCACCUUGGAUGUUUUCGAUUUGCAGUGUGGAACCAAUUGUGUAUUCACACUCUGAUUGUACAGCAAGACAGGAAGUGACACGCAGAAGUGUUUGUUGUGACAGUCCACAAGCAGCACAAGAUGAUUCGCCUAACUCAUUGCGUGAUGAGUGAGAGUAAACAGAAUGCCAGACCGUCUCCGACGUCGCCCGGGUUAACAAGGUCUGCGUCAAAUGCUGAGGAACCAGGGCAUUGUGAUGAGAAGUGGGCUAUCACAACUAGAGAUCGAACAGGUACAACACGUUAAUGCUACGGCAAGGGGGAGCCAGGACGAUGAGUCAUAUGGGGGAGUUAACAUCGACUCCCCCCCUGAGAUUGGCCAAGCCCCAGAACUGAGAGAGGAACUAUUCAUGGCUAAGAUGAGAGCCUGUCAACCCCGGCACACGAUUAGGCUGAUUACAAGAAAGCCUAUGACUCCAUGCCACACUCAUGGAUGUACAAGAUUAACACGACUGUGGGGGCCUUCAUUGCAAACUUGAUGAGGCAAUGGGCAAAGUCCAUCAAAUGUGUCCCCAGGAAUUGGGGUUGGUGAAGUGCGGCCGAAUGGUGGAGGUAGUCCACACAGAAGUGUAAUUGUGGGAGUGUGAGAAGUGUGGAGGCUCACAACAACAAAGUCCGGUGAGCUGAGUUGGCCAAAGGAGGGAAUUCCGGUGUCCAGAGGCUAUAGAAAGGGGCCUAGGAUUAGUAGGCACCAGAGCCACUAUCCAUGACUAUGUCAGGAAGCGCGCGCGCGUGCAAUAUUAACAGUAUAUAUGUGUAUAUGUAUGUACAUGAA
This is a messenger RNA of Synchiropus splendidus (mandarinfish), 2032 nucleotides long. It is a transcript of the gene isg20, whose product is annotated as interferon stimulated exonuclease gene. Gene Ontology annotation, molecular function: exonuclease activity; nucleic acid binding. NCBI's taxonomy places the organism in Eukaryota, Metazoa, Chordata, Actinopteri, Syngnathiformes, Callionymidae. Gene Ontology annotation, cellular component: nucleus. The transcript has 4 exons. Bases 261 to 1097 code for a protein of 278 amino acids. The record is from RefSeq and is a predicted model, not a curated record.